Molecule: messenger RNA, 743 nt
Organism: Pieris rapae (cabbage white)
Lineage: Eukaryota; Metazoa; Arthropoda; Insecta; Lepidoptera; Pieridae
Product: protein D2
Exons: 5
Coding region: 153-740 (195 amino acids)
Source: RefSeq, a predicted model, not a curated record
UCAAUUUAUAUACAAUAAUUAGGUAUAGAAAGUACCAACUACCAAGUGUAACAACUUCAAAAAUUUAAAAUAUAUUAUUAAAGCACCGCUUUGUUAAUUGUAACUUGCAUUAUUUUUGUAUAUUUACGACUGUGUUAAGACCAGACGGCCCUAUGGUCAAUUUUAGGGUGUUUGCGAGAGCCAUGUCCACGGUUGCUAAGAACUUUGAAGCCAACGGCGUGGUGCCUGACGUCGUCCCGAAGGCGCCAAAUGCAUUGGUUACUGUUAAGUAUCCAAGUGGAGUGGAAGUGAAGGAAGGCAAUGAGCUGACGCCAAGACAGGUGAAGGAUGUGCCAAAUAUCAGCUAUGACGCCAGCCCUGAUAGCUUCUACACAUUGGCUAUGACCGACCCAGAUGCACCUUCCCGCAAAGAGCCAAAAUUCCGUGAAUGGCACCACUGGUUGGUUGGAAACAUUCCCGGGCAAAACGUCGCCUCGGGUGAGACAUUGUCCGCCUACGUCGGCUCUGGGCCUCCAGAGGGCACUGGUCUCCACCGAUACGUAUUUUUGGUGUACAAGCAACCAUCUAAGUUGACGUUUGAUGAGCCAAGACUACCUAACACAUCCGGUGAUAAGCGAGCCAUGUUCUCUAUCGCCAAGUUUGCAGAGAAAUACAAAUUGGGUGAUCCUAUUGCGGGUAACUUCUACCAAGCCCAAUAUGACGAUUAUGUUCCUGAGCUAUACAAACAGCUCGGUGCCUAAAUA